Ectocarpus siliculosus is the source of this 7239-nucleotide messenger RNA. NCBI's taxonomy places the organism in Eukaryota, Phaeophyceae, Ectocarpales, Ectocarpaceae. The record is from the annotation of a GenBank genome assembly.
AUGGUCGUUGCGUCUCGUGCGCGCUCGUCGUCGAGGCCGCUGAAUGCUUCGGCCUGGCUCCCUCCGCGGGUUACCCGGCUGGAAAGAGAAACUCACGACCUGCUCACGGCCUGCAGGAAGGCCGGUCGAUGCAAGGGAGAUGCCGCACGUGGGUAUUCUGCAACCUCUCACUCCGGGCGAAUGGCCGAUGGUACACCGCCGCCGAGGAGCGGAGAACGCCAAAGAAACGUCGAGCAAAGCGAAGCCUAUGAGCUAUUCUGGUCUGAUGAGAAGAUUGAAGACCUGGGGCGAGGGGCGGUGGUCCGUCUAAUCGGAAACCUUGGAAUGGGGCGCUACGCCCACAGGUUUCGCGCCUUUGCGGUCACGGGCUCAGAUCUUGCUUCGUGUACAGAAGAAGACCUCGUCCAGAUUGGUGUCAGCUUUAGGCCUCACAGGCUACGUUUGCUGAAGGAGAUUGCGAGACGGAAAGGGACAAGAGACAGCACCAGCAGUAGGGGGCGCGAGAAGCGCCGCAGGAGCACCGUGGUCGAUGCGUCGGUAACAGACGGAGUUAUUAGGACAAACUCGACAUCGCAACAGGAGCAUGAUCGCCGCCCUGAAAAGGCCAUCCCAGCUCUGGAGCUUCAAAAGCCGAUGGAAGCUGUCUCUACCUCCCACACUAAGGGAAAAACCAACGCUUUACACGACGUCCCCCCGACUGCUCCGACAAACGAGGUCGUCGAUUCGUCUUCGACGAGCACGGCUUGCACACCUUACGAAGACGCCGUUCCGUCCACCGUGGGCUCAGCGCCGAUUGGUCCAGACUGCACCACGACGCCGCGUGUGGCGGGGAACAACACACGCCCGUCUACUGCGAACAUGGGCGACGGGGAAAGAGAAGUGUCACCGUCGGCGCUAGUGGAGAUGUCGGAGCCAUUGCAGCUCAAUGGACGGGAUGACUCCGCAGGUGUAGACGGAGAUGGCCACCCUUCGGCGAGAGGCGAGAUCGUCAGCCGACCGCAUCAGGUGGAGGAUUCAGACAUGCCACCUGGCGGAGGCAGCUUGGUUGAUUUCGUCCGGUUUCCCGAUGCAUCGGCUGCUGCAAGGGGUGGCAAUACGCCAGGGCUGAAAGGGACGCUUCAGAUGUCCGGGGUAAGGGCGGGGGGGAUGAAGCUUGCGAUUGGCAACAACGACCCGUUCUUGCAGGUCAAAGCUUGCGAUCAGCUGCGACGGACCAAUGUGGUGAUGGGUACAGGAGCGGAAGCUAGCUGGGACGAUGCCGUCCUCUCGUUCAGCGUGACAGACCAAGCCCUCACUUCCGACGGGGUCUUGAUCGAGCUGUGCUGCGGCAACGUCGGCUCUCAGGAUCUCGUUGCCAGUGGUACCAUACCUGGCGAUGUCACGAUGCGGUUGAUAUGCCGUUUGCGUUCGAAAAGCGUUGGACGCGGCCGUGCUUGCGCCGAUAACAACGUUGCGGGGGAUUCAGCGUCCGCUAAUGGUGGCAGCAGCUUGGCUGUUGAAGUCCGCUUGUUCGCCGAACCCGGUGGCAAAGACGCCGGCGUGUGCACCCUGAACUUGAACUUUAGGCAAGACGAAGGGGAAGAAGUGGCAAACGGGGUAGAGGAUGCACAACUGCCAGGAUAUGCGAUGCAAGAUGAAGCUCAAAGGAAGUUAGAAACAACGGAGGAGGAACAGAUCCCGUUGGCCAUUGCAGCCCCUGGGGUGGCCGUGACGGCAGAUCAGACGCGGGCGGGGGCACCUACUGAUGGAGCGGAGCGCCGUCAAUCCUCGCUGGUACUUCUUCAAGAAACUGCCAGGCACAUCGAGGCCAUUGAAGAGGUUUGCCAGCUUGUCCGUCAGCAACACGAGCUUGCCGACGGUGCAGGGCAACCCGAAGGUGGUGAUGACACGCCGGUUCUUGCAAGCCAAACCCAGAGCGAACCGCCGGCUUCUACGAUUGGCCAACGAGAGUCAGAAGUUGAUUCAAGCAAUCGACAAGAGACGCAAGCGGCGGAAGAAGCACCGCGCCCUCAGGACGAAGAUAUUCUCACCGAAGAAGAAGCCGCGGUCAUUUUGCAGUCGCACACUCGCCGACGAGCCGCUAAAAAGGCCUCCAAGAGGCGGGUCAAAGAACGAACGGCCGCGAAACGAGUCCAGGCGUUCGCUCGACAGCGAAUGCAGGGGAUCUCCGGCAUUCGGGAAGCAAAGGCGGAGGUCAGGAGGCGGAAGGCGCAGAAGCAGCUUAGGGCGAAACGUGAGAAGGAGAAGGACGAUGCCGCUCUACAGAUCCAAAGUUUCGCUCGACGCCGGAAGAGGAGCCACGAACAACGCUUGGCAGGGUCGCGAAAGCGAAGCCGAGCAGCAGUCAAGCUACAGAGCAUGGCGAGGAGCCGCAGUGCGCAGUCACACGUUCGCCGAAAACGCGCCAGGCUGAGGCUGCUAAAGACGGUGGCAAGGGUAGCCGUGAAAGAAGUGCUGAAGCAAGGUCUGGAGCUUUGUGUCGCGAUUGUGAUGGAAGAGAAGGGGCGAUCCGCACCAAACGUUCGCGGGCAGGGUCUGACCAACGCAGAAGAGGGGGAGACAGGUGACGGUUCUUGGAGCGCAUCGAGAGAACCGAGUGCGGAGGCGAUGAUCGCCUCUGCUCUUAUUCUCAACGCUUACGAUCAGCAACAUACGAAGUCCGAUGGAAUCAGAGACGCCUCUCACUCACCGCUGUCCGGGGAAACCGAACUGGAGGGCGGCACAAACCCGGAGGCCAUUGCCGCCGUCAGCCGCCGAGCAUCCGACGGGAAUCACACCCAUGACGAGAUAUCAGCGUCUGGCCUGCAAGAAAUCGAGGCCGAGUCUCUCCGAAAAGCAGAAAUGCUAGCGGCCGCCGAAGAGCAACGAGCGGCGGCUCGGCGUAUCCAAAGGCUCUGUCGUAAGCGAAUAGUCCGUCGCAGAAACAACCCGUCAUCCCACGCAUCACCUGCAGUCGUCGCUUCAGGCUGCACCUCCCGUAUAACCCAGGAAUUGACAGCGUCCAGGAAAUACGAAGAAGCGGCGACCCGUAUCCAGCAAGCGUUUCGAGGUUGGUGCCUGGCACGGCAAGCAAGAACGUUGAUCGAGCGCAAGACUCAGGCCGCAAUCGCCAUUCAACUUGUGUUGGAGAUAGAAGCGGAGGCAGGGGAAAUCGCCCGGGGGAAGGCUGCUGUGCGCAUACAGCGAGCCGUGAGGAUGCGCCAAGCGAGGGAUCUUGUCGGUGCCUUGAAGCAGCAGAGAGACGCGGAGAGCCAGCUCAAGUUGCGGGAGGAGGAACAACGUCAGGCCGUGCAGUCCAUCCAAUGCAUGGCCAGGAGAAAUCAAGCCCGCCGGCGAGUCAGCGCUUUGAGACAAGAACGCGAGAUCGAACACCAGCGGGCUCAGGAGCUGGCCUUCGAACGGCAGCGUGAGGCCGAGCAAGAGGCCGCCGUCAGUAUCCAGCGAGCAGCAAGGGGACACCACGCCGUGAAACACGUCAACGCCUUGAGGCAGCAGAGGGACACCGAGAUCCAACGUCACCAAGAAGCGAGGAUGGCUAUGCAAGCGGAGAUGCGAGAACAGGCCGCCUCGUGUAUUCAACGGGUGAUCAGGUGCAGACAAGCCUUGGCACGGGUUUCUGUGUUGAAGCAGCAGAGAGACGCGGAGAGCCAGCUCAAGUUGCGGGAGGAGGAACAACGUCAGGCCGUGCAGUCCAUCCAAUGCAUGGCCAGGAGAAAUCAAGCCCGCCGGCGAGUCAGCGCUUUGAGACAAGAACGCGAGAUCGAACACCAGCGGGCUCAGGAGCUGGCCUUCGAACGGCAGCGUGAGGCCGAGCAAGAGGCCGCCGUCAGUAUCCAGCGAGCGGCAAGGGGCCACCACGCCGUGAAACAUGUCAACGCCUUGAGGCAGCAGAGGGACAUCGAGAUCCAACAUGACCAAGAAGCAAGGAUGGCUAUGCAAGCGGAGAUGCGAGAACAGGCCGCCUCGUGUAUUCAACGGAUGGCCAGGUGCAGACAAGCCUUGGCACGGGUUUCUGUGUUGAAGCAGCAGAGAGACGCGGAGAGCCAGCUCAAGUUGCGGGAGGAGGAACAACGUCAGGCCGUGCAGUCCAUCCAAUGCAUGGCCAGGAGAAAUCAAGCCCGCCGGCGAGUCAGCGCUUUGAGACAAGAACGCGAGAUCGAACACCAGCGGGCUCAGGAGCUGGCCUUCGAACGGCAGCGUGAGGCCGAGCAAGAGGCCGCCGUCAGUAUCCAGCGAGCGGCAAGGGGACACCACGCCGUGAAACAUGUCAACGCCUUGAGACAGCAGAGGGACACCGAGAUCCAACGUCACCAAGAAGCAAGGAUGGCUAUGCAAGCGGAGAUGCGAGAACAGGCUGCCUCGUGUAUUCAACGGGUGAUCAGGUGCAGACAAGCUUUGGCACGGGUUUCUGUGUUGAAGCAGCAGAGAGACGCGGAGAGCCAGCUCAAGUUGCGGGAGGAGGAACAACGUCAGGCCGUGCAGUCCAUCCAAUGCAUGGCCAGGAGAAAUCAAGCCCGCCGGCGAGUCAGCGCUUUGAGACAAGAACGCGAGAUCGAACACCAGCGGGCUCAGGAGCUGGCCUUCGAACGGCAGCGUGAGGCCGAGCAAGAGGCCGCCGUCAGUAUCCAGCGAGCGGCAAGGGGCCACCACGCCGUGAAACACGUCAACGCCUUGAGACAGCAGAGGGACACCGAGAUCCAGCAUGACCAAGAAGCAAGGGUGGCCAUGCAAGCGGAGAUGCGAGAACAGUCCGCCUCGUGUAUUCAACGGGUGAUCAGGUGCAGACAAGCCUUGGCACGGGUUUCUGUGUUGAAGCAGCAGAGAGACGCGGAGAGCCAGCUCAAGUUGCGGGAGGAGGAACAACGUCAGGCCGUGCAGUCCAUCCAAUGCAUGGCCAGGAGAAAUCAAGCCCGCCGGCGAGUCAGCGCUUUGAGACAAGAACGCGAGAUCGAACACCAGCGGGCUCAGGAGCUGGCCUUCGAACGGCAGCGUGAGGCCGAGCAAGAGGCCGCCGUCAGUAUCCAGCGAGCGGCAAGGGGCCACCACGCCGUGAAACACGUCAACGCCUUGAGACAGCAGAGGGACACCGAGAUCCAGCAUGACCAAGAAGCGAGGAUGGCUAUGCAAGCGGAGAUGCGAGAACAGUCCGCCUCGUGUAUUCAACGGGUGAUCAGGUGCAGACAAGCUUUGGCACGGGUAUCUGUGUUGAAGCAGCAGAGAGACGCGGAGAGCCAGCUCAAGUUGCGGGAGGAGGAACAACGUCAGGCCGUGCAGUCCAUCCAAUGCAUGGCCAGGAGAAAUCAAGCCCGCCGGCGAGUCAGCGCUUUGAGACAAGAACGCGAGAUCGAACACCAGCGGGCUCAGGAGCUGGCCUUCGAACGGCAGCGUGAGGCCGAGCAAGAGGCCGCCGUCAGUAUCCAGCGAGCGGCAAGGGGCCACCACGCCGUGAAACAUGUCAACGCCUUGAGGCAGCAGAGGGACAUCGAGAUCCAGCAUGACCAAGAAGCGAGGAUGGCUAUGCAAGCGGAGAUGCGAGAACAGGCCGCCUCGUGUAUUCAACGGGUGAUCAGGUGCAGACAAGCCGUGUCACGGGUAUCUGUGUUGAAGCAGCAGAGAGAGGUCGAGAGGCAGCGAGAGUUAUACGAGGCGGAUAUGGAGCGGGAAGCGGAGGCCCGGCGAAAUGCAGCUGAGUGCAUACAACGCGCCGUGAGAUUCCGCCAGGCAAUCAUUAAAAAGUCCGCAUUGAGGAGACAGAGAAACGCCGACAUCAAGCGCCAGCUGGAGCAGGAGUCUGAGCCGGUAUCGUUGAAAUUUGCCAAGAUGAUGGCGGCGGCAAGGCGAGCGUCGGGCGUUGGGCUAGGCAUUGCGUCAACCCCACUCCCUCCAGAGCUGCAACCGGUACCGGGAAUGACACCAAGUCCUGAACUAUCUGAAAGAAAUAUACCACCGAUAGAUAGUGAUGAUGGAUAUUCCGUUCAGAGCAGAGAAGAAACAAGCAUUGAGGGUCAGCGCGACGGAGUGGAGGAGGCAAAACAUGAUACCCAGGAAGUAAUCGGGGCACUCAGUGCCGCAAGACACGUCUUGGGUGGUAGCGAACCUCCGGCGUCGGCGGUGGGAAAUGAACAACGUGGAAUGAGCCGGAAGUUAUCGAGUUCAUCAGAGGGCAGAGAGUCUUCCACAGCCACGGGAUCGGGUACAGAAAAAUCACAGCACGAUGGUGUCAUCGACACGCAAGAAGGACCGGGCGAAGUUUCGUUGCACGACGAAGACGUUGCCUCGAGCGGCAUCGACAAGCUCCACCACGGGGAGGAUAAAGAAAACAACACGACCGUGCAGGUUCUUUCAUCAGGCGAUAAUCCCGCCGUUUCUUCCUCAGGCGACGACGACAACGAAAUGCAACCAAGUGAGGAUGUUCGCCUCCAUACGCCACUCGUGCCAGCACGUGGCGAUCCCGCAGCAUCUACAACAACGGUACCGGACCGACCACCGACGACCAACGGCGACCAAACCCAGAAUGUGGCCGACAAUGCCUUUUCCGCCGUCCCGGGCCCUGAAGCUACAGACGGGCGCACCGCAGAGAUAGGAACAGCUGAGACCUCUCCACCACGUUCAAGUCGCGAAGAGGGCACCGUCGAGCAACAGGGGGCGGAUCCAUCCGCGGCCCAUCACAAAGAACAUGGUGACGCGGUUGCGGAACAUCCGUCGACCGGGGAAGAUAUUGCGGAAGGCUGGGAGCGGCACCUAGAUGAAGAAACUGGAGCUGCGUACUAUUUUCACCCAGAGACGGGGGUUACCUCCUGGGACUUGCCUUCCACCACCGUUGGGGACGCCGGCGAGGAAGGUCAUACUGCGCAAAAUGGGAGAGAAACGUUGGUGCUGUACGACAACGACGGAGAAGGCGGGACUUCGCGGGCCGGAUCAGCCGCAGUCGAUGUCACGGUUGAAACGGCAGGAACUGGAGAAGGCCAGCUUUUGCAGGACGGGCCGACGGGUGAUGACUACCGUAGCGAGGAAGGCGUCGGCGAAUCGGGAAAAGACGCAGAUAUGGCAGAGGCGGUCGCAGCAACGACAGACCCAUCGGUGAACGAGGAGGGUCUGCAGGCAUACGACCACGAGGCUGGAGGGGCUGCCGAGGAGGGAGACGAGUGGCAAGAGGUAGUCGAUCCGGACUCGGGGUCCAGCUAUUUCUACAAUCCAUCGACGCGGCAAAGUACGCGGGAGAAUGCUGCAUGGAGAUGA